Messenger RNA from Symbiodinium pilosum, 4074 nucleotides. NCBI's taxonomy places the organism in Eukaryota, Dinophyceae, Suessiales, Symbiodiniaceae. The record is from the annotation of a GenBank genome assembly.
AUGAGGGUUGGUUCUUUGUCUCGUCCGCUGCAGCAUGCGCUGCGACCAGUGAAGGCUCGCAUUGCAGUCCCUUGGCUCGGGGCUGUCCGCUGCUUCGCUGACCGUAAGACGGGCACAGUCAAGCUUUGGAAUGACCAGAAAGGCUUCGGUUUUAUCACGCCUUCAGAAAGCGGAGAAGAUGUAUUCGUCCAUCGAACGGGUAUUGCAGAAGGUGUGACGCUCUCACCAGGGUUGUCCGUGAGUUUUGCACCUGAGUGGGAUGACAAAAAGCGGAAAGACCGCGCAUCAGAUGUGCAGCUCCAAGAAGGUGGAGAAGACGGCGAAGCCCCAUCAGGCGACUCCAGCCGAGCAAGUGUGGAAUCACAUCACAUGGUUGGUUCAUGGGAGAAGUGGGCCAUCCACAAAGCAGCCAUGGCCGGGGAUGAUCCCGUCGUCAGACAAAAAAUUGUGAUCAGGAAUGAUGCCCCCAAAGCUGGGGAGCUGCGCCGAGAAGAGUUCCAAAUAGUUGGCAAUGCAACUUGGGACAUUCGGCUGUACCCAGCUGGCGGUGACAAACAGGAGGUGGUCGUGUUAAAGCCCGGUGGUUCCGGGUCCAAAGCCGCCACUGGGUCCAAGAACAAAGGGCAUGGACGAAACUGGGCUGUAGAAGGUCAAGGGGGUGAUAACUUUGAUGUCGCCCUCAACACUGAGACGAUGAUGGUUUCCUGUGAGUCUGUGGAGUGCACUGGCCAGCCUCUCUUUAGAUCAAUGCCAUCAGGGCUUGCGCAGGUUGUCUUUUAUGUGCUGGCCUUUGGCUACCCGCUGAAUGGCCCGGCUGAAGGCUGGACGCUUGAGUUGCAAGGCUUAGGAUUCAUGAUGCAUGACACCCUCCUUUUUGUGUGCAUCAUCUUCCCCAGCUUCCCGUUGCUGAUGAAUGCUUUCGGGCAGAAAGGCAUGGCUGCAUCGGAGUUCUCUGCCGUGGACGCAGUUCUCUUCAACCAUCCGCUGGCACGUGUCGUCCUAAUCUUGGUUGGCAUCGCUCCGAACGAUGCCGUUCAAGCUCGGUUGGACAGCUACCUGUCUGAUGGCUAUUGCGUGGUGACGUUCCCGCUCCGCAUGGAUCUGAUCAUGACGCUAGUGUACCGGGCUUCAGCUCCCAUGGAUGAGUUUGGCUUUUCGGAUGAGCAGUUCCAGGAUGCGCUUGGCCGCGUUGGUGUUGAGCCGAACGGCCUGGCAUUCACUGUGAACUCUGGAGUUUGGGCUUUGCAGAUCCUCUUUGGAGGGGUGAGCCUCAGCAUGGACAUGCUCCUCUUGAAUCCCUUCGACUCCUGGUUGCCUACGCCUUUGAGCCUCGCGCGUGCCGCAGUGUUUCUCGAACGGCCUCUGGAGCCGGACGGCCCGCUGCCGUCUGAAGUUCUGGAGGAGGAGGUUGUGGGGGCGAUUUUUUGGGGAUCCCUCGCUGAGAUGGACACCAUCCUCACGCGUUUAUAUAAGGCCUAUGUACGAUCCCGGCGUGCGCUGUCUGGCAAUGCCUGUGAAGUGGUAUUGCUUCCAUCUUGGUCCAUGGCCGAGCCUCACUUUGCAGAUGGGUUUCGCUACUACGGUCGGCGAGGCCUGGAGGAUGAAUUGGAUGACCGGCCCCACCACCACAGCCAGCUUUAUGCUGCCCGAGCGCAUAAAGAGCGUGCUGACUGGUCCCUCAUACGCUCGUUGAAGCUUCUCCUGCCAAUGGACUACGGGCCUCCGUCAGCGCGGAAUGCGCUGCCGCGAAGCAUUGUUGACUUGGCGCGGCGGAUGCUGUCACUUCACCUUGGCCCUUUCUCACCGGGACCUAUGCAGUUUGGAGUGACACUUCAGUCAGAUCGAGGUGGGAGAUACUUGCGCACUCCAGUGGAUGCCCUCGACGCCCUGCAGAACUCCAUGAUUGAAAGUUUUGACGCGGGACAGCCAAAGCCGCUGCCUCGCGAGGCAGCCCUGCCCGGAGAUGUUGGUGGCUACCGCACGUUCCGUGAUGUGCGCAUAGUUGGCAAUAGCGCAUGUGCACGAGGGCAGGUGCAGUUGACAAUUACAUCCGGUGAUGCUCCUGCCAAGCUUCGCUUCUUUUGUCGGUCCUGGGUUCGUGUGGAGGGCUCUGGGCCUGAAGUUGUUCCGGACAAUGCGCCAGCCACCCGCUCUUGUCGGCAGGCGUUGUCGGUGGACAAGCAAACUUUCCAGCUUCGUGGGUCGGCGGCUCAAGUCAACGCAGCGAUCUCUCUGCUGGCCUUCGAGCCUGUCCCUGGCCAGUCCCAUGGGCAAAGGGACACUCGUCUCACAGAGGCAGAGUUGUUAGCACACUUUGCCAUCAUGGUCCUGACACUGGAAGAGAGCUGCCCAGACCGUCAGGACCACAGGACGGCAGCAACGGUGCAGAUGCAGGCCUUGCUCGACGACGUCCAGGAUCACAUCACGGUGGUCGCGCACUCGGCAUCUCGUUGCGACCUAUUGGACCGCCUUGGGGCAUCCUUUCGCAGUGUUUAUGAUCACUUGCCUGUGCUGGUGACGUGUGAGUGUGCGGAGGGCGUGGACUGCGAUGAGCUCAGGGAACGGCCGCACCCGGACGUUCCCUACAUGUCCGUCAUCGAUGUGCCUUUCGACUUCGGAUUAUCACGCGGCAAGCGGCUACUGGUCCAACGGGUUCGGACUGAGUUCCUGCUUGUGCUGGACGACGACUUCGUUCGCUCGCCAUUGUCGUGCUUGGAGUGCAUGCUUUGGCACAUGCGGAGCCAGCUUCAUUCCCUGACCCUGCCCUUUGACCUGCUGGGUUUCCCAAUCCUCGAGGACGAGCGCAACUUUGGGGCCUUUCGUGGCCGACUGCGCGCUACAGGCAACCGGUUGUAUUUGGACCCCAUUGUAGCCGGUGCGAGCGCAGAUGGGUGCACACGGGUUGGAAUCCACCCCAUGGCCUUUCUCGGCAGAGUAGCACGGUUACGGGGUUUUAAGUUCCAGGACAACUUGCGGGUCGGGGAGCACGAGCAGUUCUUCUAUGCGAACGGGUAUCUUGGCCUCCAGGCGGCCGUGUGCUUCGACUCCACGUUCCCUCACUUCCGCGUGAAAAUGAAGGGUGAGUACAAGCAGCGGCGUGAUCGCAUGCAGGAGCUGAUGACGAAGGAGUUUACAAAAGUGGGCUUCCCCAGCAUGUAUCUGCUGCAGAAGUACGAUGCCCUCAGCGCGGCAGACCACAACGAGUUCAUCUCGAAGGACGUGCCACCCUGGCAAAUCUCGGAUGAUGCAUGCGGGUUCUUUGUUGCAGUCUUCUCUUCGGCAACGAACCGGGGUGCCCAGUUCCGGGGUCUGCUGCGUGGUGAGGAGGAGGGUUCGCCGACAGCUUGGCUACCUCGGCUGGCUGAGUUGGCUGCCGUAAACUGGGCCUUUUUCCUGGAUGAGGUGGCGGCUGAAGCGCGGAACGUGGCUGAGGAGGAGGCCGAGUUUGGCGACAUCGUUUAUUUGCCCUCUGCCCGGCAGCCAUCGACAGCUGAACCAUCUGCGGAGCAACUUCGGUGGGCUUUCGCUUUCCUGCAGCGAUUCCAAUUCCGCUGGCUUGCGGUUGUCGAGGAGGAUGUCUUCGUAAAUGUCGGGGCGCUUCUGGGAAAGGUGUCAGAGAUUGAGCAGGCCGCUGGGAACGCUGCAGCCCGAACAGUCCUCGGCCACUGGCAGACCCAACCAGAUCGGCCAGGGCUCAGCUCAGUCUUCUUUCUCCUCACACAGGACGUCUUUCACCUUCUGGCCUCUCGGCGUAUGGUGACGCGUCUGCGGACAGAUUUGGAGGGCGGCGCGGGCGCCGCAGUCAAUGCGUGGUUGGAACCUCUGGCUCUACAGCGUGAGCUGAUGCCUGGGGUCUACCCAGGACGCCACAUUCCAAGCCAAUGCCCUGGGGAUGCUACGGUUCUGCAUCCCGUGGACCCUGCGGACUUCUUGGUGCUCAGUGAAGCGGCAUUGCAAGGUCCGCCAUGUCAAGUUCUGGAGCAGCUGAGGCGGCAAGGCGCCACAGUGGUGCAAAAUACCAGGGUCCUGAAAUCUUCUAGAGAUCAAAAAGGGAGUAUCAUGAGAGGACCUUAG